This is a messenger RNA of Coregonus sp. 'balchen', 13020 nucleotides long. The record is from the annotation of a GenBank genome assembly. Lineage: Eukaryota; Metazoa; Chordata; Actinopteri; Salmoniformes; Salmonidae.
AUGUACUCGGAGUGGAGGUCUCUGCACCUGGUGGUGCAGAGCGACCAGGGCCACCUGAGUGUCCUUCACUCGUACCCUCCGGCAAUUGGGCGCGAUGUGGCCAAUGCAGUGGUUAAACCCCUGGGGGUGACCCUGGGACACCCCAUCCACUGACAACCUGCUCAAGACAGACAAAGAGGUAGGAAGCCUUUGCUGACAACAACAGGUGUUUUUGCAGAGCUGAAUCAGAUAGGUGUAACUAAGCUGUAAGGGUGAAGACUUUAGUUUUAAUGUAACAUGCACAAGUACAGUGAAUACUAGAAAAAAAACAUAAGAGAAAUAUGAAAUACACAACAAGUAAGUAAGCAUACUAUAUACGGGGUCAGUUCCAAUACCAUAUUUACAAUGUGCAGGGAUACUGGAGUGAUGGAUGUAGAUAUGUAUAGGGGUAAGGUGACUAUAUACAGGGUCAGUUCCAAUACCAUAUUAACAAUGUGCAGGGAUACUGGAGUGAUGGAUGUAGAUAUGUAUAGGGGUAAGGUGAAUAUAUAUACAGGGUAAGUUCCAAUACCAUAUUAACAAUGUGCAGGGAUACUGGAGUGAUUGAGGUAGAUAUGUAUGGGGUAAGGUGACUAGGCAUCAGGAUAUAAGAUAAACAGAGUAGCAGCAGCUUGUAAGUGAGUGGUUGUGUGUGUAGAGUCAUUAUAAAUGUACAGUGCCUAUUUUGUUGCAUUACAACCUGUAAUUUAAAUUGAUUUUUAUUUGGAUUUCAUCUAAUGGACAUACACAAAAUAGUCAAAAUUGGUGAAGUGAAAUGAAAAAAAUAACUUGUUUCAAAAAAUUCUAAAAAAUUAAUAACGGAAAAGUGGUGCGUGCAUAUGUAUUCACACCUUUGCUAUGAAGCACCUAAAUAAGAUCUGGUGCAACCAAUUACCUUAAGAAGUCACAUAAUUAGUUAAAUAAAGUCCACCUGUGUGCAAUCUAAGUGUCACAUGAUCUGUCACAUGAUCCCAGUAUAUAUACACCUGUUCUGAAAGGCCCCAGAGUCUGCAACACCACUAAGCAAGGGGCACCACCAAGCAAGAGGCACCAUGAAGACCAAGGAGCUCUCCAAACAGGUCAGGGACAAAGUUGUGGAGAAGUACUGAUCAGGGUUGGGUUAUAAAAAAAUAUCAGAAACUUUGAACAUCCCAUGGAGCACAAUUAAAAAAUUGAAAGAAUAUGGCACCACAACAAACCUGCCAAGAGAGGGCCGCCCAAUCAGAGAGGCAACAAAGUGACCAAAGAUAACCCUGAAGGAGCUGCAAAGCUCCACAGCGGAGAUUGGAGUAUCUGUCCAUACAGUGAGGGAAAAAAGUAUUUGAUCCCCUGCUGAUUUUGUACAUUUGCCCACUGACAAAGACAUGAUCAGUCUAUAAUUUUAAUGGUAUGUUUAUUUGAACAGAGAGAGACAGAAUAACAACAAAAAAAUCCAGAAAAAUGCAUGUCAAAAAUGUUAUAAAUUGAUUUGCAUUUUAAUGAGGGAAAUAAGUAUUUGACCCCUCUGCAAAACAUGACUUAGUACUUGGUGGCAAAACCCUUGUUGGCAAUCACAGAGGUCAGACGUUUCUUGUAGUUGGCCACCAGGUUUGCACACAUAUCAGGAGGGAUUUUGUCCCACUCCUCUUUGCAGAUCUUCUCCAAGUCAUUAAGGUUUCGAGGCUGACGUUUGGCAACUCGAACCUUCAGCUCCCUCCACAGAUUUUCUAUGGGAUUAAGGUCUGGAGACUGGCUAGGCCACUCCAGGACCUUAAUGUGCUUCUUCUUGAGCCACUCCUUUGUUGCCUUGGCCGUGUGUUUUGGGUCAUUGUCAUGCUGGAAUACCCAUCCACGACCCAUUUUCAAUGCCCUGGCUGAGGGAAGGAGGUUCUCACCCAAGAUUUGACGGUACAUGGCCCCGUCCAUCGUCCCUUUGAUGCAGUCAAGUUGUCCUGUCCCCUUAGCAGAAAAACACCCCCAAAGCAUAAUGUUUCCACCUCCAUGUUUGAUGGUGGGGAUGGUGUUAUUGGGGUCAUAGGCAGCAUUCCUCCUCUUCCAAACACAGCGAGUUAAGUUGAUGCCAAAGAGCUCGAUUUUGGUCUCAUCUGACCACAACACUUUCACCCAGUUCUCCUCUGAAUCAUUAGAUGUUCAUUGGCAAACUUCAGACGGGCCUGUAUAUGUGCUUUCUUGAGCAGGGGGACCUUGCGGGCGCUGCAGGAUUUCAGUCCUUCACGGCGUAGUGUGUUACCAAUUGUUUUCUUGUUGACUAUGGUCUCAGCUGCCUUGAGAUCAUUGACAAGACCUCCCGUGUAGUUCUGCGCUGUUUCCUCACCGUUCUCAUGAUCAUUGCAACUCCACGAGGUGAGAUCUUGUAUGGAGCCCCAGGACAAGGGAGAUUGACAGUUAUUUUGUGUUUCUUCCAUUUGCGAAUAAUCGCACCAACUGUUGUCACCUUCUCACCAAGCUGCAUGGCAAUGGUCUUGUAGCCCAUUCCAGCCUUGUGUAGGUCUACAAUCUUGUCCCUGACAUCCUUGGAGAGCUCUUUGGUCUUGGCCAUGGUGGAGAGUUUGGAAUCUGAUUGAUUGAUUGCUUCUGUGGACAGGUGUCUUUUAUACAGGUAACAAGCUGAGAUUAGGAGCACUCCCUUUAAUAGUGUGCUCCUAAUCUCAGCUCGUUACCUGUAUAAAAGACACCUGCGAGCCAGAAAUCUUUCUGAUUGAGAGGGGGUCAAAUACUUAUUUCCCUCAUUAAAAUGCAAAUCAAUUUAUAACACGUGUUUUUCUGGAUUUUUUUGUUGUUAUUCUGUCUCUCACUGUUCAAAUAAACCUACCAUUAAAAUUAUAGACUGAUCAUUUCUUUGUCAGUGGGCAAACAUACAAAAUCAACAGGGGAUCAAAUACUUUUUUCCCUCACUGUAGGACCACUUUAAGCCGUACACUCCACAGAGCUGGGCUUUACGGAAGAGUGGCCAGAAAAAAAGCCAUUGCUUACAGAAAAAAAGAGGGUACUCUGGUCAGAUGAGACUAAAAUUGAGCUUUUUGGCCAUCAAGGAAAACGCUAUGUCUGGCGCAAACCCAACACAUCUCAUCACUCCGUGAACACCAUCCCCACAGGGAAGCAUGGUGGUGGCAGCAUCAUGCUGUGGAGAUGUUUUUCAUCGGCAGGGACUGGGAAACUGGUCAGAAUUGAAGGAAUGAUGGAUGGCACUAAAUACAAGGACAUUCUUGAGGGAAACCUGUUUCAGUCUUCCAGAGAUUUGAGAGUGGGAAGGAGGUUCACCUUCCAGCAGGACAAUGAUCCUAAGCAUACUGCUAAAGCAACACUUGAGUGGUUUAAGGGGAAACAUUUAAAUGUCUUGGAAUGGCCUAGUCAAAGCCCAGACCUCAAUCCAAUUGAGAAUCUGUGGUGUGACUUAAAGAUUGCUGUACACCAGCGGAACCCAUCCAACUUGAAGGAGCUGGAGCAGUUUUGCCUUGAAGAAUGGGCAAAAAUCCCAGUGGCUAGAUGUGCCAAGGUUGUAGAGACAUACCCCAAGAGACUUGCAGCUGUAAUUACUGCAAAAGGUGGGUCUACAAAGUAUUGACUUUGGGGGGGUGAAUAGUUAUGCACGCUCAAGUUUAUUUCUUGUUUGUUUCACAAUUUUUUUUAUUUUGCAUCUUCAAAGUGGUAGGCAUGUUGUGUAAAUCAAAUGAUACAAACCCCAAAAAAUCAAUUUUCAUUUCAGGUUGUAAGGCAACAAAAUAGAAAAAAUGCCAAGGGGGGUGAAUACUUUUGCUAGCCGCUUUACGUGCAUGUUAUGUGUGAAUGUGUAGGGCCCUGUGAGUGUGCAUAGAGACUAAAAGAAAAAGGUCAAUGAGGAUACAAGGUUGACUCAGUCUGUGUAGCUAUUUUGUUAGCUAUUUAUCAGUCUUAUUGCUUGGGGAUAGAAGCUGUUCAAGAGCCUGUUGGUGCCAGACUUGAUGCACCAGUACCGCUUGCCGUGCGGAAGCAAAGAGAAUAGUCUAUGGCUUGGGUGGUUGGAGUCUUUAACCAUUUUCCGGGCCUUCCUACCACACCGCCUGAUAUAGAUGUCCUGGAUGGCAUGGAGCUCGGUCCCAGUGAUGUACUGGGCUGUCUGCACCACCCUCUGUAGAGCCAUGCGAUCGAGGGCGGUGCUAUUGCCAUACCAGGCAGUGAUGCAGCCAGUCAAAAUGCUCUUAAUGGUCCAGCUGUAGAACUUUUUUAGGAUUUCAAGGCCCAUGCCAAACUUUUUCAACCUCCUGAGGGGGAAGCGGCGCUGUCACGCCUUCUUCACUACUGUGCGCGUGUGUUUGGACAAUGUUUUCAUGACUUUAUAGUGAUUUGGACACAGAGGAAUUUGAAGCUCUCAACCUCCUCCACUGCGGCCCCGUCGAUGUGGAUGGGGCGUGCUCAACCCCUCUCCCCCUCUCCCCCUGUUUCCUGUAGUCCACGAUCAGCUCCUUGGUCUUACUGACGUUGAGGGAGAGGUUGUUGUUCUGGCACCACACUGCCAGGUCACUGACCUCCUCCCUGUAGGCUGAGAUUUGACUUGACUUGGCCCAAUUGUUGCAGCAUUUUACAUUCAAGGGGAAUAGAAAGUGAAGUUAGAAUGCCAACUUGUUUCUAGGGUAGUUGAUGUUUGCUCUAUGUAUGGGGAGGGUAUUUUAAUGUCAAGGUCAACUUCAUUGGCACUUAUUCUAAUUGAAAAGUAAAAGUUUCUUCCGUCUUUAGCUCCAAGUUCCUCUGACAUUGUGUUUGAGGAACUAGGCAGAACAUAAGCUACAUGACCUUAACACGCCCUUGAUGGGCUUUUUCAGUCCCUUAUUUUUAUAAAACCAAGGAGGCUGAACGGUCACCUGCACAUUAGGACUCAACUACCUCCUGGCGAAUGGAAACUUUUUUAUUUUUUAUUUUUUUUGUACUGCACGCUUGAUUGAAACCCAUACACACACACACACACACACACACACACCACCUCCCCCUCUACAUUCCAUUGUGUUUUCAAAUCUCUUCUCUCUCUGAUUGUUGCUGGGUGAAAAAUAGUAUUUGGCUUUACCCCCUUUUGUCCUUGCUGCUCACUUCCUCAUCAUGUUUGCCUUGUCGCUCGGACAGCCCCAGGCCUCUGGGCUCGCUUGAUAACAUUGAGAGGAUUUCCUGUGUAUCCCCCUGGGGCAUUCGACCCCUGCAACUUUAUUGACUGUUUCUCCACCCCAGUGGACUACGGCUCCUUGAGCUCGCCCCAGUCCCAGUCCCAGCAGCCAUUUAGAGGAAUGGCUUGAUUGUAAUAGGGCCAGGCUAAGGAAAAAUGUAAGCCAUCUGCCAAAGAAUGUACGCAUUCUCUUAUUAAGUGCCUCCUUGUCUUUCCUGCUGGUUUUAGUUUGCCUGAUAAUUCUAUUAACAUAGCACUGGGCUAUGUAACAGCUUGUAGGGCUUGUGUUUUGUACAACCAUCCCAUAUUUGAGAUGGUAGUAUUUUAGGAUAAUACUGUAUUUGUUAAAUAAAUGGAUAGUUCACCUAGCAUGGUGGAACCAGCCUAGUCAAAUCAAAUCAAAUUUUAUUUGCCACAUGCGCCGAAUACAACAGAUGUAGACCCUUAGUGAAAUGCUUACUUACAAGCUCUUAACCAACAAUGCAGUUUUUAAGAAAAUAAUAGAUACGUUUUUAUUUUUAUUUUUUAUAAUUAAAUAAUAAAGAGCAGGUGUAAAAUAAAAUAACAGUAGGGAGGCUAUAUACAGGGGGUACCGGUACAGAGCCCUAAUAGCUGUCUUCACCUUCCUGUUUUGACACGUGAAGUGAUAUAGAAUGGUGAACGUUGCAAGGCUGGUUCCACCAUGCUCUAGUUCACCUACCUCUCCAAAUUAGAUGAACCAUCCCUUUAGCCCUGUGUUUGAAAUGAGCUAAUUUCACGACAAUCAUAAUAAUUAGGCCUAAACACUUCUUUUUAACUUAACGCACAAUUAGGCCAUCUUAUUUUGAUUGGCUUUCAAGUGUUAAAACAUGAAUCCACCCUGUCCCCAUGUAUUCAGCAAUCACUGACAUGACAUCUGACUGUCCAGCUUGUCCAAUGCAUCCACCUCUUUCUAACAACAGAGUUCUCUGUGUGAUGUGAUUUACAGGUGAAGUGGACGAUGGAGGUGCUCUGCUACGGCCUGACCCUUCCUCUGGACGGGGACACGGUCAAGCUGUGUGUGGACGUCUACACGGACUGGAUGAUGGCGCUGGUCACUCCUCGCAACUCCAUCCCCCAGCCCAUCGUCAAGGAGCCCAACUUCUACGUGCAGACCAUCCUCAAACACCUCCACAACCUCUUCAUGCCCAGGUACAAGCUAACUGUAUGUCUACGCUCUCUGGCUAACUGUUGUCUACGUUCUAGUUAGCCGCUAACUUUGUGUCUAAGCUCUCUGGCUAACAAUGUGUCUACGCUCUAUUUAGCCGCUAACUCUGUGCCUACGUUCUAGCUACCCACUAACUGUGUGUCUACGCUCUAGCUAGCUGCUAACUGUGUGUCUACGCUCUAGCUAGCCGCUAACUGUGUGUCUACGCUCUAGCUAGCCGCUAACUGUGUGUCUACGCUCUAGCUAGCUGCUAACUGUGUGUCUACGCUCUAGCUAGCCGCUAACUGUGUGUCUACGCUCUAGCUAGCCGCUAACUGUGUGUCUACGCUCUAGCUAGCCGCUAACUGUGUGUCUACGCUCUAGCUAGCCGCUAACUCUGUGCCUACGUUCUAGCUACCCACUAACUGUGUGUCUACGCUCUAUUUAGCCGCUAACUGUGUGUCUACGUUCUAGCUUACUGUGUGUCUACGCUAUAGCUAACAGCUAACUGUAUGUCUACGCUCUAGCUAACCGCUAACUAUGGGGUAUCUUAUGCAAUGUUCUACAUUACAACUUCUUGACCUUAAGGCUCCAAUCUCUAAAGGUUGCAGUACAUUGCUUAUGUAACAUGGUAAUUCUAAAUAGGGACAGAUACCCUCCAAUAGUUCAUCAAACCAAAUCACAAGGCUUAGAGAGAACGGAGUAUGGAAGAGGUUUAUAACAGGCUUCUCUUUAUAAAUGUGGUCCCCAACUCUCUCUUUCUUCACCUCCCUCCCUCCUCUUUUAGGCCGGAGCACUACAGCCCCAUGCACUUCCGGCUGUGCCAGCAGGUGCUGACGGCAGUGCUGAAGCUGGCCAGGGAUUCGGGCAGCGGCAUGGCCCGGGAGACCUGGGAGGUGUUGCUGCUCUUCCUGCUACGCAUAAAUGACACUCUGCUAGCCCCGCCCACUGUCGGAGGUCAGUCCAUCGGAACAGAUGCAAUUAGGCUGCCUUUACACCGGCAGCCCAAUUCUGAUCUUUUGCCCAAUUAUCGUCAAAAGAGCUGAUUUGAUUGGUCAGAAGACCAAUUAGUAGAAAAAUAUCAGAAUUGGGCUGCCUGUGUAUAGGCAGCCUUUGAGUACUUUUCGUAGUGUCGUGGGGAACUUCUAACAUCCACUUAAGUCAAAUUUUUACUUAGUCUCCCAUUGAUAUCAAUACAUAAUUAAUAAGUGGAUAUUAGGAUUUGUCCCAUAAUGGUUUUGGCUUUGACUAAGUUAAUUGACUUAGUUGCUAAUAUUACUAUUUAGUUCCAAAUGAAGAUGCAGUGUUCUUUCUCAUAUGCUAUUUUAUGCACCCAGAACAUUCUUCCUAUUCAAAGUUACUCACCCCUGUCCGCCAUCCCCCAACUCUCUCAGGUGGGAUAGCGGAGAAGCUGGCUGAGAAGCUGAUCAGCGUUCUGUUUGAGGUGUGGUUCAUGGCCUGCACACGCUGCUUCCCCACGCCGCCCUACUGGAAGACGGCCAGGGAGAUGCUGGCCAACUGGAGGCACCACCCGCCCGUGGUGGAGCAGUGGAGCAAGGUCAUUGCUGCCCUCACCUCCAGGUAGCCACACCACAACAAGACCAGUGGUCGCCAACCCUGUGUUUGCAGGCUUUUGUUUACGCUCAGUGCUCAAACAUAUGGGUCCCGUUCAGUAGGGCAUAACGUUUUGAAACAUAUGUGAGUGCUCAAGUUCAGGUAGGACAAAACUAGUUGGAUAACAGGCAGGAGUCAUUUCUCUCAGCAGUCAUUUCUAGAUAAAAAAAUGUUUGUUAAUGUUCAAAUAAGAAAUGGUUGAAAUGGAAAGUGUAAAUGUUCUGUUUUGGCACAGACUGUUGCGGUUCACCUACGGUCCGUCCUUCCCUCUGUACAAAGUCCCAGAGGAGGAGGCCAACCUCAUCCCUACUGAGAUGGACAAUGACUGUGUGGCUCAGACCUGGUUCCGCUUUCUGCACAUGCUGAGGUGAGUUCCACACAGCUAGCUAUCUGGGUCUGUGUCACAGAAUAAGAGUUAUUACUGUUUACACCUGGAAUGGAUUCGGUAUAAAUGCUCCCCGAUGACCUAAUUUUAGUAUAAUAAAAUGAUACUGGGAUGACUUUUUUUGGAUCAUCAUCCGAGACAGAUCACACUGUUUAUUUCAAUGAAGAACAUACUGGAUGGACCUCACUUUUUUUUAUCCAAAGGUACAAGAAAAUGAUUCUAGAUGAUCUAAGAAAGUGAUCUGGGGAAAUAUUGUAGUAAAUAUUGUAAUAGGCUACAUCAAUGUAACUGUUACUCUCUCAUGGCUGGGUUGUGGAGAGAAAUAACAUGCUCAGGACCAAUUUUUGCACCUCGACAUUAAAAGUCCCCCCUCCCGCUCCUUCUCUUGCAGUAACCCGGUGGACCUGAGCAGCCCUUUGACGGUCAGCUCCACGCCAAAGUUCCAGGAGCAGCUGCUGGGGGUGAGCGGCGUACCCCAGGAGGUGAUCCAACAUCACCCCUGUCUCAAGCAACUGCCCCAGAUCUUUUUCAGGGCCAUGAGGGGGGUCAGCUGCCUGGUGGACGCCUUCCUGGGUAAGACUACCUCACCUCACCUUAGCAUUGCUUUUUAUCCAUACUGUUACAGUUGACUUUGGCCCUGUCCAGAAACAUCCCCUAGCCUCUUCCUCUAGGCAAUUCAUGUAGAUCAGGGCCCGUAUUCAUAAAGCUUCUCAGAGUAGGAGUGCUGAUCAAGGAUCAGUUUUUCCCUUAUAUAUCGUAAUUAAUAAGAUGACAUCGACGAGGGUGUUGACCUGAUUCCAGAUCAGCAUUCCCUACUCCGAGACAAUUUCUUAAUACGGGCCCUUAAAAAUUGGAUAGGUAUGUAAUGAUAUUAGUUCCAUGUUGUCCACUGAUAGGCUGGCUGGAGAUUUUUUCAUAUUUCUUACACAUAUCCAAUCCCUUCAGUUCUCGUGUUUUGCUGGAGAACUUCUGACCAAGAGAUCAUGUACAUCUUCCGUCCCCUCUAGGUGUUGGGGUCGCAAAGAGAGAGAUUCGAGAGAAACUGCCCUCUUAUGGUACUUAGUAAACUGCGUCUUUGUCAUUCAAAUGAAGGGUAAAAGGGUUCUGAUUUUGUGGACAAUGAUCAUGGAAAGCAUGGAAAGAUGUUAUUUGACUUAGUAACACCUUGAUUUUAUGACCAGCAACGACUAAAGGCUUUUGUUAAUGGGUUGACCCCUCAACUUGUCCUGGCUUGUUUACUGGCUUUUAAACAAGAACCAGACAUUUUCAAAUGAAAAGAGCUUUAUUGUAAUUUUCUCAUUUCAUUUCUCUACUGUCUUGUGCCCGUUGAGCUACACCAGGGCUCUCCAACCCUGUUCCUGGAGAGCUACCGUCCUGUAGGUUUUCACUCCAACCCUAAUUAGGAGGGUCCAGGAACAGAGUUGGAAUGCCCUGCUCUACACCUCCCAACAGUCUUAGACUUCAACCAUGUUUGUAUUUCUGAACUCAAGCAGACCUCUCUGCAUUUUGGCCCUAUACUUAAUCAAAGCACUGUCACGCAGUCUAUAUACUUCCCUAAAUCUCUUGACAUCCCCAUGUUUAAAGAAACACAUACAUUGUUUCUAGCAUGCAACGCAACACUACUUCGAUUCAUCUUUUGGUUAAUAGUAGUAGACCCCCAUUUUGAAAAUCGCAGACUAGGAUUAGCUAUGUGGCCAAUUAUGUCUUACAGUACAGUGCACAAACACAGAACGUCUUUAAUAAAUACCUAACAUAACUUCAUAACUUGUUGAGCAGUUAUUUGGCCCAACAACUAAACCUCCAUUUUGUGUUUCAGCUUUUCUGUCAUUUUUCUCUUUUUCUUUCUUGUUCUAGUUUCUUCUUCUUCGUCCCCAGAAACAGCGCUAGUGUCUCUCUCUCCCUCAGGAGUGACAGUUUCUCCUAGGACCAAUAUACGUGACAGACUUCCCUCUCUAGGUACACUAUUAAACCGGACCUAACCCAAUCAAAUCCAAUCAUUAACAUUGCACAGGCGUCUGUGGACAUAACGAACUGGAUUUCCUGUAGUGGUGUUUGGGCAUAAGACAAAAGGUGCCACACUUCUACAGUCACGAAAAACAACAUACUCAUACACAUCUAUGGGAGGAAAAAAAAACAUUCACCGUGUCAGAAUGUGAAACUGCGAAGUUGUUUUUGAUUCUUCAUUUUGAUCGAUGGCUGUGUCAGCUGCCAAAAGAACAGGUGAAUGUUGUCAUGGUUGGUUUGUCGGCGUUCUGAUAUUCCAGGCUGUGCUUUGACCACUUUCUUUCCUUCAGGUGCCGCCGUGUCUAGGAACAAUUUCCGAGAAAGGCUUCACUCCAUGCCCUCCUAUGGUACUCUGUAGUAGUUUGCUCCCAAACAAUCAUAAAGGGAGCUGAAUACAUUUUGAUGGAUUUGCUGGGGUUGGCAAAAAGCUGAUUUGUGUGGUGAACGUAGCUGGUGCAUGCACUUAAAGGGCAACUCCACCACUUUUAAACCUCAUUUUCAUUAUCUCCAGCACAAUACCAGUGUCAACAUAUGUGAAAAUGGCACUUUUGUAGAAACAAAUAUGAAGUUAAAAGUUCUACCUGAGGACAUCAUAAAACGUUUCAACAUUUUAAAAACACUAACUGAGAUUCGCUGUGAUGUGGAGAGCAAGAAAAUACCCUCCCUUGGGCUAGAAACUUGUUGCAGGUUUUGGAAAUCACAGUUUGUUUACUUUUAAUCUUAUAAAAAUCAUUAUUUUUUCUUAUGACCUUAUCUUUUUAAUCACUUAGAAAUGUGCUGUUUUCACAUAUGUAAACACUGGUUUGGUGCUGGAGAUUAUGAAUAUGAGGUUGAAAAAUGGUGGACAUGCCCUUUUAAAUCCAUAAUCACUUUCAGGACCGCAGCGACAAACAGUCUCAAUCCUGAAAACCUCACUUCCCUACCCCUGUAUUUUGGGUCUUUUCAUAUAGGCUAGUAGAAAAGCAUUACACAUUUACAGUAUAGGCCUGUUAGUAAUAACCCCUCGCUUUGACUAUACUAUUGGGAGCUUUUUAGGUACACUUGAAUUGAAGCAGCCUUUCAUGAUUCUGUCAAUAUAAAUGCAUAAUGGAUGAUAUAGCAAGGUAUGACUGUUUAUGACAAUCAAACCUGCUCUUAUCCUUCCUUAUCAACCAGAAAAUAGAUUUGAUCAACUUUGAAAGUUAUAAUGGAGAUAAUUGGUUGGGGAAAGUGUUGUCAUAAUCUUCCAUGGCGUGUUUGGAGAGACAUUGUGUAGUGUGUGUGGCAGCAUCACCGUGGCAAUGUAUGUCAAGUUGCUUCAAGACUUGUGUUUAUAAAACAUAUCCUCGUUAGCUUAGCUAGCAAACCCACUAAACGGACCAUACAGUCCAAUUGGCAUCUGCAGCAGUUUGGUGCACCACGUUGCAUCAUCAGUGCUGAAAUCUGUGAAAGAUGGCUAUCAAUCAAUCAAAUGUAUUUAUAAAGCCCUUUUUACAUCAGCAGAUGUCACAAAGUGCUUAUACAGAAACCCAGUUUACCUAUAAAUUGUUUUGGGCUUCACUGAAAAUUGCAGAAAGAGGUUUAGAGGGUUUGAUCCAUGUGGUAAUGUGAAGCACUCACCCAAAUCGAUGUCAGUGUGGACAGUAACUAUAUGCAUGUAUCUGUUUGAUAGUCUGCGCCAAGCAUCUGAAUAAGUAAAGUGUUGUCAAUCAAAAUUAGCUAUCUAGCCACCCCAAGGCUAUGAAGGGAAAAUGUGACAUUGGGAAACUUGCUCGAUGUAUUGUGGUGUGGAUUUUUCUCUCUUAAAAAAAAAUGUAUAUACUUAUUUUUAUAAAUGUUUUACAUUGUUCCUUUAUCUGUGGUGAAUAUCACCCAGCAAAGAAGACAUCUAUCCACAUCACAUGGCUUGUGCAUUUUGAGCUGGUAUCUUUCUCUCUUGUGGAGGAAGGGUGAACCGCAAAGAUGAUGAGCUGCCAAUGUUGACGUUACUAACAUCCUCCCUGAUCCGAGUGGCGCUUCUAACCAAAAUAUGGGUGGAGGGGAAAUGGGACCCGAUUGGUCCUUGCUGUUUUCACCUGAAACACCAGAAUAUCCUCUGAUGCGCCUCCUCUCUCUCUCCCUCAGGUAUCUCCCGCCCCCGGUCGGACAGUGCCCCGCCCACCCCUAUCAACAGACUGAGCGUGCCGCCGCCCCCCACCACCACCAACACCACGCCCCCUCACAGCCGCCGCAACAAACCCACGGGGGUCAUCAAGACGGCCAGUAAAACCUCCACAGUAGGUUCCUACACCAGAGUAGUUUUUUCCUCAGAUGGCCCAUUUGUAUCAGAGUAAAAUCGAGAUCUGAAGUAAAAUGGGAGAAAUACGGCAUCCCUUUGCCAAGGAAGCCUCAGACGAUCAUGGGAAUAAAUAUUAAUGUCCCAUAACAUUUAUAUUCUUAAUAUGCCCGUUUGACAGUGAAUUAAUUCAUUCCUGGUUAUCCCCCACCCUCCUACCCAUCCAGGCGAAUAUGACGCACCAACCCAAAGUGUCCCACCAGCCGUCCUCCACCUCUCCCCUGUCCAGCCCCAACCUGACCAGCUCUGAGCCCCGGCCGCUGCCCGCCCCCACUAGGCCCAAGGUCAACAGUGUCCUCAACCUGUUUGGCCAGUGGCUGUUUGACGCCGCACUGGUGCACUGCAAGCUCCACACGGGCCUGAGCCGAGACAAUAGCUUGACUGGUAAG